CUAGUGUUGGUGGUCGUAUCACUGCGGCUAUUGUAGCGAAUUUCUUUGUUUCUUUUUCAUUUGCUGGAGUCUACGUAUGGAGCAGCGAAUUGUUUCCAACUGUUAUAAGGUACAGUAAAAUAUCGGUUAUGUCAAGUUUCGCGCACAAUAGAGUUAGGGUUAAGGAUUGGGUUGUAAUCAUAGAGAUUCUAAAAGAACAGGAGUGGUCAUUGAGGGAAAAAUCAAGGAACACAUAGACCUUUCCCCUUUUGAGUGAAAUUUUGAUCUAGACAAGUAUGGACAAAAAUUUCAUCACAGCUUGAAAGAGCAUCACAAAAUUAGUAAUAUUCCGAAGUUUCGUUGCGAAAUGUUGUAAAAUGCGGAUAAUAUAGCCUUGCGAAAUUUGACGUUUUUCAGUCAAUAUUUGAUAUUACAAACGGAAAAUUGAUAAUCAGAUGAUCAAACUGAUGCAAAAUGUUAGAUUGUAAUGCAAAAUGACUGAAAAACGGCAAACUUCGCAAGGCUAUAUUAUCCGCAUUUUACAACAUUUCGCAUCAAAACUUCGGAAUAUUACUAAUUUGGUGAUGCUCGUUCAAAAUGUGAUGAAAUUGUUGCCCAGGCAUAUCUAGAUGAAAAUUUCACUCAAAUGGGGAAAGGUCUAUUGAAGUUUCCUAAUGGGGGCUAGUGUACGUUAUCUGAUUGACUGUAUAAUCUCGUUAUCCGGAUGUAAACUCUCGUUCCCAAAAGUCACGAUUUUUAAUAAUACAACUGUGAAAACAUCGAUUUUUUCCAGUUUUAUCGUAGUUGAGCAAGGACAAAAAGCUCCCAAAAACAAGAAUACCUUCUGUUACGCUAAUUUUUUCCAUAAAUAAAAGUAAAACAGCCAGGUCUUGCGAUAAAACUAGGAUUAAAACCUUAAAUUCGAAUGAAGAAAACAAAUUCAGCCUCUGUUAGCAAGUUCCAAUUUGUCCGUUUCGUUUGACUGAGGUUAUGCCGCUAUCCCCCUCUAUAUUUUUAUAGGUCAAGAUCAAAGAAAUAAUAUAUUCCUGAACGAAACAAGUGGAUGUUACCCAAAUGUUAACCAGUGUAAUGAUACACUGUUAGUAGUAUCUCUGCAAUAAGUUAAUAUUAAUUUCCUUAAAUCCAGAAUUUGUCGAGAUCAAGUCAUUUUAUAUAACUUACCUGUUUUUGUUAAAUAUUUGUAGGUACUUAUUCUUUUUCAGAAUAAAAUAGCUGUAACUGCAAGUAGAUUCAGAUAUAAGCAACUUUAACGGCAUUUAAUUAAGUUAGUUAUUUAUACCGUAAACUGCAUGCUUGGAUUUAGAUUUGCAUGCAAACCCCACAAUUGUAUAAAUUAACAAUCAUUUUUACAUGUUAAGAUUUAUUUAUCACAUGCAUGCAUGACUCCACUCAUAGGCGUCUUAAGAUUGGUUUGGUCGGGGAGGGGAUGGGACGGGGACGGGGCGGGAGGGGGCAAGCAUUUUUUGCGUUGUGAGAAAGGUCUUCAACAUCAAUACCCACAUAACGGGGAAGUUAUUUUCUACAUAGCCAUGCACCUAAAUUCCCGGGCUCCCUGGUGUUGCAACCUAUGACUUAAUUUAUUUGUUCUAUGCAGGGCAACUGGUAUGUCCACGUCAUCUUCUUUUGCAAGAAUUGGCUCGUUUGGCGCCAGCUACAUUGUUUGGCUUGUAAGUAAUUUAAACGUUCUAUAGUAUUAUCACUCUGACAUUUUACCGUUUAGACGUCGACAUUCGAGGCAAAAGGAAUGUUAUUAUACAGUAGCAAUUGGGAAUGCAUUCCCUGGAAAGAGGUCAAUACCAUACAUAUGUAACGUUAUUUGGGAAUUUCGAGAAUAAAUAUUACAAACAGGUUUUAUGAUGGAAAUACACGGACGAGAUUUUUACAGUUAUUGUUUAGUGUGCUCUUCCACUCGCUUCAAACGAUCGGAAUAAGUUAAACACAUGUGCAGUCCAGGGGCGCCGGAAGGACUGAAAAGCGGCGGGGGCAGAAUCUUUAAAAGGGCACUCGAUCGCCGAAGGCGCGAGACCUUUGUAGGGCGUCCAGGGGCAUCCUCCCCCGGGAAAUUUUAUAUCUAGUCUCUGAAAUGCCAUUCCAUGCGUUUUGGGCAGAGACUUGACAUAAUUUUGAGAAUUAAUAAACGUCACGUAAAUUACAAAAAACAGUGAAAAUUUUAAGUAUAUGGGUGGAAUAUUUUGGUAGCUGAUGAAGUCUCACAGUUUGCAGCCAAAUGUUUCUAUACAUAUUACACUAGAUCAGAUUUUUAAUAGAUUAUGAAUAAAUUGAGUAGAUUAUAACAUGUAGGUCACGAACAUUGUGCAAGGAAAAACAAAAAGAGCCCAAAAUAUUUUUACAAUAGCAGGCUAACGCAAAUACAGUUCAUGCAAAUAUACUCGCACAAUAAUGUAGAGUAAACUAAAUUUAUAUAUAAUAAGAUCAAGGAAUAAUAAACCGAUAAUAACCGAUUGUAACACUGUACUAUAAAGAAACCGAUAACUCUAAUAUGUAAUCCUUGCUUCUUUGGCACUUUGCUUGCGUAUGCCGAUGUAUAUCCCAACGAACAAAACUAAUUCAAUUAACUAUCACGGUUCAGUGCUUCUUAAUUAUUUAUAGUAGAGGCAAAGAAGUUAAACAAACUAAAAACUGAACUUAAUGAGGUUGCGUAUCUUGGAUGGAAAAUCACAAGAAGAUGCAUGGAAACAUGGGAUUAGCCAGAGGCCCGUCCACCCGUCUUUUGGACGUGUACUUGUGAAUCUGGCAGUUGAUGUUAAAACUCUAGGAUUUUGUCCGUAGCAAUUAAUACAACCGUGUAAGCUUAAAUUUUACUAUAACAUCACAUUAAACAGUUACUGCACAUCCCUGCACAUACAUCCACAAACAAACAAACAAGCUACAGUUUCCUUUGCAUUUGAAAUAUAUUAUAAGCAUUUUAGGCUGAUUUUAAGAAUAACUUCGGCGGUAUGUUAGUGAGGUAACCAUGGUGUUUGCUCUUCAGUUUUGAGUGUAGUUUUACACGUGUUCUUUUGACUGCUAAGAAUUACUUUUUUAGAAGAUAAAGAUUAAAGAUUUGAUUUCAAAAUUAUUCCAAGAGGAACAUUUUUGCGGAGCGGGGGGGGGGGAGAGGCAGACGGCAGACCUGGUCGAGCAUUUAUGGACGGAUACAUUGCUAGUCCUGGUUAUGUCCCUAGCUGGAAUGCUCUAAAAACCAUCUAGAACAGAGGAAAACUUAUCGCGAAUGCGUUAUUGUCGUGCCAGAGCAUGACUGCGCUAAUCGACUUCAAAAAUGUAGGUGUGUCAAGAAACUAGAAAAAUGUAGAAGGCUUAUAUAACUAACAAGACGAUCAACGUAGCCUGCGUAAUGCGUAAAUGAACCAUGAAAUGAACGUGGUCAUGAUAUGUACCUGACUUAUACAUAUGACGGCAAGUCAACAAUAAUAACUUAUUAGUUAAUGCCUUAAUCCUUUUACUUUGUUGUCACAAAAAGGGGCAACCAGUUGCCCUCGCACUGCCCUCGCACUGUUAGGGCAGCGGGAGCCACUGGCCCCGCUGCCCCCGUGGCUUCGGAGCCCCUACACGCGUGAAAAUCAUCAUGUUGAUGCAAGUUGUUCAAAACAGGAGCGAACAAUGUUGUGCUGCACCCCGUGAACAAUAUUGUUAACAAGUUGUUGAACCAUCAAUAUUGUUGCAACUUGUUGACAAUCAUGUUAACAAGUUGCAACAGUACUGAUGGUUGAACAACUUGUUAACAAUAUUGUUCACGGGGUGCAGCACAACAUUGUUCGCUCCUGUUUUGAACAACGCCGAACAAAAUGAUCAAUUUUUACCCGUGUAGUGCAGUCAAUGCAGGAUGUGGUAAAUUCCAAUGGGCAAGAGCAUGGUUAAUUUUGCAACAUGUUCCUUUAUUUGGAGGCAGGCUAACCUCCGUCGCACGCAUCUCAUUGGUUACCUGCAUGGAUUGCUUUGUUUAGAAAGUUGUUAAAAUAAUUUUACCCGCAUCCAAAUUCUAACUGCUAAUCUAAAUGCGGUACCUGUGGAUUUGCCUAAAUAUUAACUGCCAUCUUACGAACAAAUGCAUUGGUUUGUAAUGGAUAUAAGAUUUAUAUCAAAUUGUAAAACUCUGUCUUGCAGAUUCGUAUCCAUGCAGCGCUACCGUUUAGUAUAAUGGGAGCAAUCGCUCUUCAAGCAGCCGUGCUUGGAUUGUUUUUACCAGAGACCAAGGGUGCAGCAACCAUGGAAACAAUGGAUGACAUGAAGACAGAAGAAGAAAAGGUUGGCGGUGUAGUUGAGAAGAAUGAAUAUACGGAAACUGAAUUUGUGUAA
Molecule: messenger RNA, 4317 nt
Organism: Paramuricea clavata
Lineage: Eukaryota; Metazoa; Cnidaria; Anthozoa; Malacalcyonacea; Plexauridae
Source: the annotation of a GenBank genome assembly